This is a messenger RNA of Trichechus manatus latirostris (Florida manatee), 2865 nucleotides long. RefSeq names its product polypeptide N-acetylgalactosaminyltransferase 2 (gene GALNT2). Gene Ontology annotation, biological process: protein O-linked glycosylation. The transcript has 14 exons. Gene Ontology annotation, cellular component: Golgi apparatus. Lineage: Eukaryota; Metazoa; Chordata; Mammalia; Sirenia; Trichechidae. Bases 1343 to 2572 code for a protein of 409 amino acids. The record is from RefSeq and is a predicted model, not a curated record. Gene Ontology annotation, molecular function: polypeptide N-acetylgalactosaminyltransferase activity.
AGAGAGAGACUUAAAACAAAGGUGGAUCCUCCUGCAGGGAGCUCCUGUUCCACUUCCUAUUUCACUGGGGAGCAGUGCUCUCAGGUGUGUGGGCCUUUCCCAAGGUUUUCCUGGGUGGAACCAAAUGGUAUUGCUCAUGCGAGCAUAAAUGAGUUCCAGGAGUACAAAUGUGUGUGAAGGGGAAUUAAAUGGUCUGUGUCUUGCUGCUCUGUGGCUCUGUUCUGCAUAGGGUUUUGUUUUGCACGGGGUGAAUCUCAGCAAGGAGCCAAGUCCAUCUCCCAGGCGUCCCCAGGGUGCUGUUGUUCCAGGGAGGCCAGGAGGUGGUGCAGGUGAGGAGUCAGUCCCUUGCCUCCAGGCUUUCCGAGCAUUACCUGUGAGGAUGCUGCUGAUACUCUGAGAGAAUUAUUUUCUCUUCUGAGGUUGAGGGGAGGAUGUAAAUAACUUCAUAUUUGCAGAAGGCGCAUUGCUCUGUACUUAAAUUCUCCUGGUUCCCAGGCCUCUCCACGUCUGGAGCAUCAGGACCCAUCUUUGCCAACCCUGGAUUUCUGGUUGUGUCCCGGUCUGGAUUGCAACCUGGUUAACUGCACACACUGAAGAGAAGGAAAAAACAAAGCUAAAUAGGACUUGGCUCAGGAUUGGUAUUGUAUAUGGUUUGGCUUUAUUUUCUUUCAUUAAUGAAAAUUGAAACAGGCUGAACAUUCUCCUUUGACUUCUGUAGACUUCAUGUUGGCAAUAAAGAUUUCCGUCAAGUCUUUAAAUAACGUUAUUGUUGUUCUCUAGCUUGUUAGUUUUGAUUUGUUUUACAAGUAGUUAUGCCUCAUUCUAAUUCCUCACUGAUUGCUUUUCCCUUUGAUUCUGUUUAGAGAUGCUUUGAUAGGAAACAACACCUAGCAUGUCAUUGCUGUGUCUUCCAUAAACGCUAUGGUCAUGGUCCUUCACUCACUUUCUGUCAGACACUGACUCAGCACUGCUGGGGACAUGGAGACGGCACCUGCUUUCAAGGAACUGAUAACCUGAUGAGGCUGGCAGGAAGCUGUUGGCCUUUUCUUGCUGAAGGAAGGGAAGUUCACCACUGAUCAUUAUCAGUGACUUCAUCUCUCUGAGCUUCAUUUCCUCACAUGUAAAAUGGGUAUACUAAUUCCCUUCAUGGAGUUUUUGUUCUUAAUUGAGGAAAUUUAGGUGAAAAUAUUGUAUACAUGAGGACUGGAAUGAAAUUGAUCCUAUUAAAAAGAAAGACCUUCAUCACAGCAAUGGGGAAGAUAAAGCACAAAGCGUGGAGACCCUGCCUCCAGGAAAAGUUCGGUGGCAGGACUUUAACCAGGAAGCUUAUGUUGGAGUAACGAUGGUCCGAUCUGGGCAGGACCCCUACGCCCGGAACAAGUUCAACCAGGUAGAAAGUGAUAAGCUGCGAAUGGACAGAAACAUUCCUGACACUAGACAUGAUCAGUGUCAGCGGAAGCAGUGGCGAGUGGGCCUCCCUGCCACCAGCGUGGUGAUCACAUUUCACAAUGAAGCCAGAUCAGCCUUGCUGAGGACAGUGGUCAGUGUGCUUAAGAAAAGCCCUCCCCACCUCAUAAAAGAGAUCAUCUUGGUGGAUGACUACAGCAAUGAUCCUGAGGACGGGGCUCUCUUGGGAAAAAUUGAGAAAGUGCGGGUUCUUAGAAAUGAUCGGCGAGAAGGCUUGAUGCGCUCACGGGUACGUGGGGCUGAUGCUGCCCAAGCCAAGGUCCUGACGUUCCUGGAUAGUCACUGUGAGUGCAACGAGCACUGGCUGGAGCCCCUGCUUGAGAGGGUGGCUGAGGACAGGACCCGGGUUGUGUCACCUAUCAUUGAUGUCAUUAACAUGGAUAACUUCCAGUAUGUGGGGGCAUCCGCUGACUUGAAAGGCGGUUUUGACUGGAAUUUGGUGUUCAAAUGGGAUUACAUGACCCCUGAGCAGAGACGAGCCCGUCAAGGGAACCCAGUGGCCCCCAUAAAAACCCCUAUGAUUGCUGGUGGGUUGUUCGUGAUGGAUAAGUUCUACUUCGAAGAGCUAGGGAAAUACGAUAUGAUGAUGGACGUAUGGGGAGGAGAAAACCUGGAGAUAUCGUUCCGAGUGUGGCAGUGCGGCGGCAGCCUGGAGAUCAUCCCCUGCAGUCGUGUGGGACACGUUUUCCGGAAGCAGCACCCCUACACCUUCCCAGGUGGGAGUGGCACUGUUUUUGCCCGCAACACUCGUCGGGCAGCAGAGGUGUGGAUGGAUGAAUACAAAAACUUCUAUUAUGCAGCAGUGCCUUCAGCCAGAAACGUCCCUUUUGGAAAUAUUCAGAGCAGAUUGGAACUUCGGAAGAAACUUAGUUGCAAGCCUUUCAAAUGGUACCUUGAAAAUGUCUAUCCAGAAUUAAGGGUUCCAGACCAUCAGGAUAUUGCUUUUGGGGCCUUGCAGCAGGGGACCAACUGCCUCGACACUUUGGGACAUUUUGCUGAUGGUGUUGUUGGAGUGUAUGAGUGUCACAAUGCUGGGGGAAACCAGGUAUGUUUGUGGAUGAACUGGGGGACCUGGGACCCAGUGAGGGGGGAUGUAGGGUCAUGAGGCUGGAAAUUCCACUGCCAGUUCUCCCUGUAAUCAGAUAUGUGCCUGUGAUCAGAAGUGCCUGGCCUCCGCUGGUGCACAGCCAGCCUUGGGAGCAAAUGAGAGGCCACCUAGUUGGCACCACCAUCACCCUCAGCUUCCCGGAGGCUUAGGGACCAGGCCCUGGUGCAGUGCAACAAGUGCACUGGCUGCUCAUCAAUACAGUCCUCCCCUUGUCCAGGCAAGUGCAGGGUUAGUGGGCUCGGCCUUCUUCCCUGUCUCUGUCUCUCCAGCUCUGUCCUCCCUGUUGUAUG